Molecule: messenger RNA, 3000 nt
Organism: Coniosporium apollinis CBS 100218
Lineage: Eukaryota; Fungi; Ascomycota; Dothideomycetes
Exons: 3
Coding region: 1-3000 (999 amino acids)
Biological process (GO): phosphatidylinositol dephosphorylation
Cellular component (GO): endoplasmic reticulum
Molecular function (GO): phosphatidylinositol-4-phosphate phosphatase activity
Source: RefSeq, a predicted model, not a curated record
AUGCUCGGCCUCACCAGAAGAAUUGUUAUAUUCGCCGCAAUCGACGGGCUCAUCCUUCAGCCAGCGCCACCUCGCAACCACCCUCCUACUACCCAGCAAGCCAUUAAGAUUGACUACAAGGGCAACGUCUCCCCACUGCUCAAAGACCGCCGCGACGAAGAUACCGCGCCAGCUUCGCUUGAGGUCCAUGGCAUAGUUGGUCUUCUGAAGAUCGCAUCCUCCUCCUUCCUCAUCUCUAUAUCCCGCCGUCAGCAGGUCGCUCAGAUACGGGGAAGGCCAAUAUACGUGAUCACCGAUGUCACUCUCAUCCCGCUGUCCUCUCAAGCAGAUGCGAACAAGGCUAUAACGCAGGCCCGAGAAAGCCUGCAGAAGCAUUCAAGGGCGGAAGGCACUGGUGAAGAGCUGGAAAGCGAUACUUCAGACGACGAAUCUGUCACCUAUGCAGACACUGCCACCCACGAGGACUCUCUGCCUUCAACUCCACCAACGGAGGAGGACAUACAAUCGACCGCAGCUACCAAGCGUGAGAGGAGAUCAAGCAUUGCCGAAGAUGUUGUGGUUAAGAAGGGCGCGUACGGAAGGUUCGCGGACAGAUGGUUUUCCAAAAAGGGUUGGAGUACUGAGGGGCGGAGAAAGCUAGGAAUGAGUAGUGAAGAGGAACUCAACCACCAGCAGGAGCUGCGAAACUCCUUGACUGCUGUGCAGUCUAAUCACGGGGCAGCUGAAGAUGGGACCCCUGAGAAGUCUGAAGCCGUCGAGGCUGGCACAAGUGGCGGCAAGGACGCAGACCAGUCGCCAGCGGAGAUCGAGAAAGUACUAGAAGAUCCAUCGCAGGACGUUAUGGCAUCCAUGAUGCCAAAGAUCAUUCGGACGACGAGAUUGUAUUUCUCGUCUAGGAGCUUCUUCUACUCUUACGACUACGACAUAUCCCACAGUCUCAGCAAGCAAACCACCGGCCACUCAUCUUUACCGUUGUUCAAGCUGUUCGAUCCCUUAUACUUCUGGAACCAGCAUGUCAUACAGCCUUUCAUCGAAGCUGGUCAACACAGCUAUGUAUUGCCUCUUCUGCAAGGCUUUGUUGGUCAGCGAGCUUUCUCCGUCAAUGUAUCACCGGACACCGAGCAGAGUGCUAUAGUGGACGCAGCCUCAAAACCGGAGGAUGUGAUCGCAGCACAGAACGACGCUACAGAGCCAGCAGAAGCGAGCGGCAAGCCAGAUCUUGAAAAAGGGGAAGGACGUAAAGACUUUCUUCUGACCCUGAUAUCCCGCCGCUCGACCAAGCGCGCCGGCCUUCGUUACCUUCGCCGCGGAGUCGACGACGAAGGCAACGCUGCCAACAGCGUCGAAACGGAGCAAAUACUUUCCACCCCAUCAUGGAGAUCCUCGGAGAAGAUCUUCUCUUUCACCCAAUACCGCGGCUCCAUUCCCCUCUUCUUCUCCCAGAGCCCCUUCAGCUUCAAACCAAUGCCCACGCUGCACGGCUCCCAGGAGACAAACACCCAAGCCUUCCGCCAACAUUUCUCCAACCUCGCCAGCCGCUACGGUGGCAUCGCCUGCGCCUCCCUUGUCGACAAGCACGGCACCGAGGCCAAAAUCGGCUCAGCUUAUGAGCAGCACGCCAAUCUCCUCAACGACAUCGGCGGCGUCGACGGCAAAGGCAUGCGCAUCAGCUUCCACUGGUUCGACUUCCACGCCGUAUGUCGAGGCAUGAAAUUCGAAAACGUCUCACAACUAAUGGAGAUUCUCGGCCCGACCCUCUCCUCCUUCGGCUGGACUGUCACGCAGCACGACCAGCUCUUGCAGCGCCAAUCCGGCAUCCUGCGCACCAAUUGCAUGGACUGCCUCGACCGCACCAACGUCGUGCAAUCCGCAUGCGCCCGCCACGCGCUGGAGCAACAACUCGGCUCACUCCACAUCGCCAUCGACCUGCAGCACGACCCCAGCACCUCCUGGUUCAACACUCUCUGGGCCGACAACGGCGACGCAAUCUCGAAGCAAUACGCCGGCACGGCAGCGUUGAAAGGCGACUUCACGCGGACACGCAAACGCAACAUCGGCGGCGCGCUCACGGACUUUGGCCUAACGCUGUCUCGCUACUACAACAAUAUCGUGAACGACUAUUUUACGCAGGCGGUGAUCGAUUACCUCCUCGGCAAGGCGACCGACCAGGUCUUCGCGGACUUCGAGGCCGACAUGAUGAGUCGCGACCACGCGAUCGAUAUCCGCAAGGUGCGGCAGGCGGCGAUUGACCGCAGCGCAGAGAUCUGCGUCGAGGAGGCCGACGAGGGCCUCGUGGGAGGCUGGACGUUGAGUUGUCCCACCAAAGCGAAUUCGCUGCGUGCGACCCCGUUUGAGGAGUGCGUGCUGCUGCUUACGGAGCGGGCGUUGUAUUUUGUGAGGUUUGAUUGGACGACAGAGAAGGUGAGGGAGUUUGAGAGGGUGGAGUUGGGGAGGGUGGAGAGGUUGGUCAAGGGGGUUUAUGUGACGAGUACGCUGGCGAAGAGGCAUACGGAUGAGAGGAGGAAUGUGGGAUUUGUGGUAAUAUUUGAGGUGGGGGAGGAGGAUGAGGGCGUUAGAGUCAAUACGAGGAGUUUGGCGAAUGAGAGGAAGGAGGGGGAGGAGGAUGGGCCGGGUAAGGGGGUCGAAGAGGAGGACGAGCAACAAGACAAGGAUACGAAGUCUGAGGGGAAAGCGGAGAAGGUGACGGAGAUGGAAAAGAGGUUCCUGGCCUUCAAGGCGCUGCCACCGAGGUCGGCCGUCGCAACUGUGCAGAGCGAGGAUAACGAUCCGAAGAGCGAGAUGGAGAUGGUCACGAUGCUUUGUGAUGAGAUCAAGAGGGUUGCCGACAGCGCGCGGAAAACAGCGAGCGCAACCACCAGUGAAAGAGAAGGCGGCUUGGAGAUCGAAGAGAGGGACAUCAUCUCCGUCGCAGAGGCGAAGAAGAGCACGGGGUAUCUUGAGCAGAUUGGAUAUUCUAUGAAGAAGCUUGUAUGGGGAUGA